AUGAAGAAGGGUCUAUUACAUGGAGUCAAAGUCAUUGAGAUCGCUGGCUUAGCUCCUGUUCCUCAUUGUGGAAUGUUAUUAGCAGAUGCGGGAGCUCAUGUGACUCUAAUACAGAAAUCGAAAGAAGAGAACGAAACCGUCGAGCAAAGAUUGAACAGGGGAAAGGAUUCUAUCAGAGUAGACCUCCGAACUAAAGAAGGUGUUGAAAUCGUUCGCAAUUUGGCAAAGAGCAGUGAUGUCUUGCUUGAUCCAUAUCGUCCGGGAAUUCUUGAGAAAAUGGGAUUGGAUCCUGUACAGCUAUUAGAGGAAAAUCCUAAACUUGUCGUUUGUCGCUUAACUGGGUAUGGUCAAACAGGUGAACUUAGUCAGGAAGCUGGUCAUGAUAUUAACUAUGUUGCUCUAUCUGGCCUCCUUCCCAUCUUGAGCGGUGACGAUAGGAACCCCCCUUGGCCACCAGCCAAUCUGCUCGCAGAUUUCGCUGGCGGCGGGCUCACUGCUGCAUUCGGAAUCGUGUCAGCUUUAUUAGGUCGUCAAAAUAAUGGUGGUCAGGGUUGUAUUGUUGACUGUUCAAUGGUCGAAGGAUUAGCUUAUCUUGGUAGUUUUGUCUCUCAGUACCAAGAUAUGGAACAUCUUUGGAAAAUGCCUUUCGCUGCUUUCCAAGGGAAGUGUCCUAUAUAUAGUGAGUAA
Auanema sp. JU1783 is the source of this 687-nucleotide messenger RNA. The record is from the annotation of a GenBank genome assembly. Lineage: Eukaryota; Metazoa; Nematoda; Chromadorea; Rhabditida; Rhabditidae.